UCGGCGCCCAGCAUCGGAGGCACUGCACCGGUGCAGCCGGGUCCCAAGCGACAGGGAAGCUUCUCGAACGUCUUUUCAAAGCUAAUCGAUGGUAUGCCCGCCGGCACAAUGUUUGCCAAAUUCAAGAGCACCAACGUGGCCGCCGCCACAGCCACUCAGAGUGUCGCCGAUGGCAAUCCCAUUACGCAGUACUUCGAAAUCGGUAAGCCGGUGGCCUGUGCCGGCCCAGAGUUGGUAUGGCGCAUCCACGACGCAUACCGCAAGAGCGACAACAAGGAAUGUUCGGUGUUUAUAUUCGAGAAGAAAAUUGCGGAGAAGCUGCACAAGCCGCGACGCAAGGAGACCAUAACGGAGCUGCUGAAGAGUUCGGUGAAGACACUGGAGCGUUUCCGUCAUCCGCGGAUACUACAAAUCUAUCACACGGUCGAGGAGAGUGCGGAUACGCUGGCCUUCGCCUCCGAGCCCAUCUUCGCCAGCCUCUCGAAUGUGCUGGCCUUUCACGAGUCGAAGACCUACGAGACCACCAAUGUGACGCCGGCGGCGGGCGGAGCGGCAGCGGCCCAGGCGCAGGCGGCGGCGAACACUUUGCCCCAGCGACCGGCUCAUGCCAAGGAAUACAGCUUCUUGGACAUGGAGCUGAAGUACGGCUUUCUCCAGCUGACCGAGGCUUUGGCAUAUCUGCACUAUUCCGGUCACGUAAUUCAUCGCAAUGUGUGUCCAUCCUCUAUACUAAUAACCAAGCGCGGUAUCUGGAAGCUGGCCGGCAUGGAAUAUGUGGAGAGGAUGAACGAGAACGAUUUGAACAGCUCCAUUCCGUGCCCGCCUUGGAGCAACCGAGUGUCCAAGAUGGCCCAGCCGAAUCUCGACUUUAUGGCUCCCGAAACUCAGUCAACGUCCAAGUGCAGCCUGCUAAGCGACAUGUUCUCACUGGGAAUGGUGAUCUGCGCGGUUUUCAACAACGGAAGGCCCCUGAUACAGGCUGGCAACUCCACCUCCAAUUAUGCGAAGCAAAUGGAAUCGCUGGAUGAUAUGGUCCACAAGCUGAUGCCCAGGCUGCCAAUCGCCCUGCAGGAGGCCACUUCACGGAUGGCCAGUCGGGAUGCAACGGCCAGGCCCACCGCCCAACUGCUGCAGCUCAUCAAGUACUUCAUCGAUACGCCCAUAAACGCUCUCAAAUUCCUGGACGUGGUCAACAUGAAGGACACGCAGCAGAAGUCCCAGUUCUACAAGACCACCUUGAUAGAGGCCAUGCCGUUGAUACCACGAAAACUCUGGUGGCAGAACAUCUGGCCCAUGCUCAAGUCGGAGAUCAACAAUAACGAGGUCCUUGCCGCUGUCCUGCAGCCGGUCAUGCUCUUUGUCCAGGAAGCCACGCACACGGAGUACGACAACCUCAUGUCGGCCACCAUGAAAAUCAUCUACAAUACACCGAAAUCCAUUCAGGCCAGCGUUACGAUACUUGAGAAUUUGCAUUUGAUUAUCGAGAAGACGAAGCCGGAGGAUGUCACCACAGAUAUAAUGCCGAUGUUGUUCUACUCCUUCGACGGCUCCACGAUACAAGUGCAGAGUGCUGCCGUUGUGGCUGUGGCCAAUGUGUUUGAUAGCAUCGACGAGCUCUCCAUCCGGCGAAUGGUCCUGCCCAAGGUGAAAAUGGUGUUCGAGAAGAACAUAACCGAUCCGAAGAUAGUGCAGAAUGUCCUUAUGUGCAUCGAGCGAGUCAUGGACCGCAUGGAGCGGGCUCAGGUCAUGGAUGAGGUCCUGCCGCUUCUGGCCAACAUUCGCAUUCCCGAUCCCGAUAUCAUCAUGCGUACUGUUCGCAUCUAUCAUAAACUGUUUGUGGACAAAACGUACGGACUGACCGUGGAGACGAUGGCCACCAAUGUGCUGCCCCUGCUCAUUCCGCAUACCGUCAAUCCGGCACUCAAUUUCGAGCAUUAUUGCUACCUGCUGGAGGUGCUGCAGCAAAUGCUGGAGGCAAUCGAUCGGCAGCAGAGGAACAAGUUGAAGCUGGACAACCUGUCGAUGGCCUCGCCGGAACGCCACCGCACCCUGCGCCACCAAUUCUCGACGGACAACAUGAACGCGCCGCCCUUCAACAUUCCCAACUUGCGUAUAGAUCAACGCAAAACUUCCAGCGCCGAGGACAUGGCCCGCAAAAAUUCUGGCGGCUCUGGCAUGCUGGGCGGCUGGUGGUUCGGCUGCUCGCCAUCCUCGCCGGAUAGCAAUUUCCUGCGCGUGGGCAACGUGUUCCCCAACCGGCGGCUGUCGGACAACACACUGAUGACCCCCAAGAUCCGGAUCGCGCCCUCGUGCGCCUCCUCGCCGGGUGGAACUCCUGGCAGCGGGCUGCCGACGAGGCGCCACUCGAGCAUUGGGCCGCAGGAGCGGCGGGGCUCCACCAUCAAUUUGUCACCGCCAACUUACGGUGCCCGCGGUAGCUCUGGAUCGAGUCUAUCGGUGCCAUCCACUUCAGUCUAUGUUAAAUCUCCUUUAUUGUACUCCCAAAAACAGGGUGGCUCCAUGCCGAACACCUCGAGCAGUGUUCCGUUCCUGCUGUCGUCCAGUAUGCAGUCGAUAAGGUCGCGCCGCCAGUCCACCGUCCUGUCAUCGGGUCCACUCGGCUCCGGAUCGGGGCUACUGCAGCAGCUGGGAUCCGGCAUGUAUCAACUAUUCUCCGGACGUAACUAAAGAUACAGAAACGCAAACAGAUAAAUACAUUCAAAAGAAUCCAAUUACUUUUCAAUGCAAUUUCGGUCCAUUUAUGAAACACCAGUAAUCAACUUAUAUUAGCGGUAUAUAAAUAUAACAUUGUAAACGUAUACCAAGAGCAAGCUUAACUAAGUAUUUUCAGUCGAAACUCUAAAUGUUGUUAGCCAAUCCAAUUCGAUGUGACCAAAGCAACAUAUUAAUCACAAAUGAAUUGUAAUUUAACCAAAACAAAAGUGUCAAACACAACCCAAAAAUCAAACAAAAAAUUCACGAUCCAGAGAAAACCAAAAAAAAAAACAACACUAUGCAGAAUGCAAUCAAUUCAUAGAAACCCUAACUAUUCUUGAAUAUAUUUAUUAUGAAUGUGUACGCUAGUUUAAAAUACAUGUCAAAUAUUCAGCCACUAUCACUAUACAUAGCAUUUAAAUAUUCUUUUAAUUUAAACAAUUUAUGACCGAACCAUAUCAUAAGACAUCAGCAAAGGAAGAAACCGCCCAAUGCAAUUAUAAUUAUUUAUUUAUUUUGCCAACAUCAACCAUAUCGCUAUCUCAGAUAAAAAUAAGAGGAAAUCAUGUACCUACAUCGUACCUAGCACCAUAAAAAUCAAACUAAUCACAGAGCUUUACAGCAAACGCAAUCAAAAUGAAUAUAAAUAACCACGAAUGUAAAGAGAAGUUUAUUUUUAGCCAAGAACCUCGAGGGUUCCCGCCUGCGCUUUACAGUGAUGAAUCAUAUAUAUUCCCCAUCAUUCAAAUCCAUUAAAUAUACACUCUCUGUUCGAACGGAAUAAGUCCAACCACACCCAAAACUACUACUAAGGUGAAUACACGAAACCAACCCAAGGUCCAACGAUCCAAUAUCUACCGAUCCGAAAUAGAACCAGAUCAAUUAAUGAAGCCGAUGUUCGAUGUUCCUGAAGGCAAUCUCAAUCUCAAACUUAUAGUCAAUUUGUAUAAUUGGGCAGCUAAAUGCGCGCAUAAGUGUGGUAAAUGGUAAACUCUUGAAACUUUAUAGUGAAGAAGUCAUUAAUGUAUUCAUUACGUAAACUGCAAAUAAAGCGAUUAUCAUUGUUGUGGUAUGUUUAGCGGAAUAUAAGUGAAAAACUAAAACCAAAUAUGAAUUUAUAUAUGUAUACAAUCAAGAAGCAAGACGAACUCUACCUAGGACACACUAAAACCUACUUUAUAUACACGUAUGAUGUAUGCUCUGAAUAACACGAACGGAAACGGGACAAUCAAAAUUCUACCGACACUAAAUCAUUACAAAUUACGGAAUUACGAAUUUCCAACUACCAAUUAAAUUUUUCUGUUACGUUGUUGUCGUUGUGUUUGUUCGAUCCGUUGGAUCUGCGUUUAGUUAAGGCCAGCUAAUGAUCUUGAAACUACAGCAUAUCCUUGCCAUGCACCUGAUUCUGCUUUGCAUUUUGUUCAGUCUGAGUUUUCGUUUAUUUCGGUUACAUUUUGCGAUCUUAGACAAGGCAUAUCUAUAUGGUUUACUAGCGUUUAAUCGUACGUAUACAUACUUAGAUUUACUUAAUUUUAAUUAAUGUUUACGUGAGGACACACAACUAAACAAACCAAAAAAGAAAAAGAAAAAAAGGGGAAAACGAAAAGCUCAAACUGGACUGAACAUUUAAGAAUUAUAUUAUGUACAUUAUUGAAUUGCAUUUGAUUGUGUGAAAAGAUCGUUUUAAUGAGAGUAACUACGGUUAAUAUUAAAGGGUAUUAUAUUUGUAUUCGAAUUUGUAUGUAACUCUGAUCGUAUGUAUGUUAUGUUAUCGUAAGUGUGACAUCCUAGAACCUGUAAUGAAAUUGAAAAAAUUAAGCCAACUCUGUCUCUUGUGAUUCUAUUGUGAUGCUAUGGGAGUCAAGCAGCACUCAACUGUUUUUAUGCCUCUUAAAGUUUAAAACAAAGCUAAUCAAAGCAAAACCAAAACUAAACUACCUAUCUCUACUCUAGUCUAUGCAAUGCAAAUUGGCAACCAGAACUAUUGAAAACAAUCAUGCACAAUAAAUGUUAUGCAAUUGAGAGAAUCCAAGGCCAAAGACCCUAAACUUUUUCUUAUACUCGUACUUACACUACUUGAAGUAAUUGUGUACAACUAAAGGAAUUCUAGAUUUUAAAUGUGCUAAAACUGUUUAUAGUCAAGUACUUAAUUAUGAAUGUAAUUAUCGAAUAUUAAUACGUACAAAGGUUGGGGCAUUCGGCAUAGUAAUACUAAUGUAUAAACGUGGGAUCGAUGGUUGAUUAAAGAUGGAAAAGUGCUAAUGCAUGUGACAAUGUACGUAUAUAACAAAAAUUGAAUUUAAAUGUUUAAUAAAUGUGUGGAAA
Molecule: messenger RNA, 5040 nt
Organism: Drosophila rhopaloa
Lineage: Eukaryota; Metazoa; Arthropoda; Insecta; Diptera; Drosophilidae
Gene: bma
Product: SCY1-like protein 2
Exons: 19
Coding region: 94-2688 (864 amino acids)
Biological process (GO): protein phosphorylation
Molecular function (GO): protein kinase activity; ATP binding
Source: RefSeq, a predicted model, not a curated record